GGGGAGGAAACGUGAGGAAUGGCUGAAAGCUGACUGUGUUUUCACAGGAAACAAAUCACAAGAAGCAAAGAUAGUGCGAAUACGGCGCAGCUUAUGCUUUUGUCGCGGUUUAAAAACCUGCGCGGUGAUUGUCGAAUUCAAGGAAACUCCGUGGAGCCUGGUUCCCUGCUUUAAUGGGACACCGAAAACGUAAAAAAGCGAAAGGUGUUGAUCUGUUUACCGUGGUGCCGCUUGGUUGUACGGAGCUCCCACUCUACGAGGAAUUAACAUUGACGGGCAAAUUUCGAUUAUUCUUGGCUGAAAUUCAGUUCGGUUUUCUUUUAAACAACACAAAGCUCAAGCAAAGAGUGAUAAGGGAGUAUGUGUUUCUUUUUGCAGAGACUGGAUCGUGAAGAGGGAUUUUCAUUUUUAGAUGAUUUAUGAGUAGCUAAACGAACUCAUGGAUUUUUCCGUUAAACAUUGAUACAAAUGAGGUAACCUGUAUAGGAGGUCUGUAUUUUCCGCAGCCUAAUAAAAGGGGGAAGCUAAAUCUACUAUUUUUAAUAAAAGAGAAGAAGAAAGACUCGUUUUGAUCAACAGAACCCAAAUACGAAAAUGCGCUUGUUGAUCAUUCGGAUAUUACUGUCGGGAUGGUAUUUAAUAUGUGGCAGUGCUGCUGGACAAGGGCAAUCUACUCCAGCUCUUUGCUCGACUUCGUGUCGCUGCGACGGAGACGGAGGUGCUGAUUGCUCCGGCAAAGGACUCGCAGCCGUUCCAACAGGACUAAGCGCUUUCACUUACUAUUUGGAUAUCAGCAUGAACAACAUCACAGAGCUCCCAGAGAAUGUCUUCAAAAACUUCCCAUAUUUGGAAGAAUUGCGGCUUGCUGGAAAUGAUCUGACCUACAUCCAUCCAGAGGCUCUAUCUGGCCUGCACCAGCUGAAAGUCCUGAUGUUGCAGAACAACCAGCUGAAGACUGUACCCAGCCUGGCUCUGAAAAGCCUUCACUCCCUCCAGUCUCUGCGGUUAGAUGCCAACCACAUCACAGUGGUGCCAGAGGACAGCUUUGAGGGGCUGCAGCAGCUACGCCACCUAUGGCUGGAUGACAACAGCCUUACAGAGGUGCCAGUGGGACCACUUAGCCACCUGGGCAACCUGCAGGCUCUGACUUUGGCCCUUAACCGCAUCUCCUACAUUCCCGAUAACGCCUUUGCAAACCUCUCAAGUCUGGUAGUGCUGCAUCUUCACAACAAUAAGAUCAAGGAGAUUGGAAAGAAUUGCUUUACUGGCCUGGACAACCUAGAAACACUGGAUUUGAACUUCAACAACCUGGUGACAUUUCCAGAGGCCAUCCAGGCACUUCCCAAACUGAAGGAACUUGGAUUUCACAGUAACAACAUCGCAGUCAUCCCAGAGAGAGCUUUUCAUAGGAACCCUUUACUCCGUGCGAUCCACCUGUAUGACAAUCCUCUCUCAUUUGUCGGUACCUCCGCUUUCCAGAACCUGUCAGAUUUGCAUUCUCUGAUGCUGCGUGGAGCUAGCAUGAUGCAGGCUUUCCCCAGUCUCACUGGAACAGUCAACCUGGAGAGUCUAACACUGACUGGGACAAAAAUCAGUACCAUCCCAGCUGGGCUUUGUGAGGAACUGAAACUGUUGAGAACCUUAGAUCUCUCCUACAAUGAAAUAAAGGAGCUGCCAGGCUUUCAAGGCUGUUUUAAGCUUGAAGAAAUAACCCUGCAGCACAAUCGUAUCCAGGAAAUCCAUGGGGACACCUUUCAAGGACUGACUUCCUUGCGCAUCCUAGACCUCAGCAGAAAUGAAAUCAAGUCAAUUCACAAAGAUGCAUUCUUCUCUUUGUCAGCUCUUACAAAUCUGGACUUGAGUCUGAACUCUCUGAGCAGUGUGCCGACGACAGGGCUGAAUGCGCUGACCCAGCUCAAACUGUCCGGGAACCUGCAGAUGAAAACGGCCCUUGCAGCCAAGAAUCUACCCAAACUCAGGUCAAUAUCUGUUCCCUAUGCUUAUCAAUGCUGUGCUUUUGUUGGAUGCGAUACCCUUGUGAGUGCAACUGAGGAAGAUGAGAGGAAAAAAGAUGUGAGCACCCAAGUCACGGGAGGGGAAGAAGAAAGUGAGAGGGUUCAGCUCACCAUGCACUGCUCUCCUUCUCCAGGAGCUUUCAAGCCCUGUGAGCAUCUCCUGGGCAGCUGGAUGAUCCGCCUGACAGUGUGGUUCAUCUGCCUUGUGGCGCUGGUCUUCAACACCCUGGUGCUGGCAGCCACAUUCUCCCCUGGUCGGGUGCUGUCUCCUGCCAAGCUGCUUGUCGGGUUACUGGCAGCCUCCAACCUGCUGAUGGGCAUCUAUGUGGGCUUGCUGAGCGCUUUGGACGCCGCCACGUGGGGCUCCUUUGCCGAGUUUGGGGUCUGGUGGGAGACAGGGAUGGGCUGCCAGGCCAGCGGCUUCCUGGCCAUCUUCUCGUCCGAGUCGUCGAUCCUGUUCCUGAUGUUGGCAGCAGUGGAACGGAGUGUCUCAGUACAUGAGCUGCUGAGGAAGGAGGAGAGGCAGAGGGGCAGGUGUGGGCGCUUCCAGCUGGCUGCCGCGCUAUUGGCUCUCUUGGCUGGGGUGGCAGCCUGCCUGCCCCUCUUCCAUGUUGGGGAGUUCUCCUCCUCUCCGCUGUGCCUCCCCUUCUCUACUGGGGAGACCCCAUCUCUGGGCUUCACCGUCACACUAGUGCUGCUCAACUCCCUGGCCUACCUGCUAAUGGUGGUAGUCUACACGCAUCUCUAUUGUGGCCUCGGGAAGGCUGACCUAAUGGAGUCCCUCCAAGCCAGCAUGGUCCGGCAUGUGGCCUGGCUCAUCUUCACCAACUGCAUCUUCUUCUGCCCAGUGGCCGCCUUCUCCUUCGCCCCUCUGUUCACCGGCAUCGCCAACAGCCCCGAGAUCAUGAAAUCCGUCACGCUCAUAUUCUUCCCCCUGCCCGCCUGCCUCAACCCUGUCCUCUAUGUCUUCUUCAACCCCCAUUUCAAGGAGGACUGGCAGAGGCUGCGCCGUCUGGGCUGCAGCUGGAGGGAGGCCAAGACCGUGGUGGUGGGGGCGGCGGGCGGGGUCACCCAGGAGGGGAGGUCCACCCCGGAGUUCAGCUAUGACUGCAGUGUGUACUCCCAGCUCCAGGGUAACCUAGCCAUCUGCGACUGCUGCGAGUCCAUCCUGCUCACCAAGCCCUCCGCCUGCAAACACUUGGUCAAGUCGCACAGUUGCCCGGCCCUGGCCGUGGUGCCCUGCCAACGGGCAGAGGGCUAUUGGUCAGACUGUGGCACCCCCUCUGCCCAGUCAGAGUACGCUGACGAGGGGGACUCUUUCGUGUCCGAUAGCUCAGAUCAGGUUCAAGCCUGUGGCCGGGCCUGUUUCUAUCAGAGCCGUGGGUUUCCUCUGGUCCAUUAUUCUUACAACAUCCCUCGCAUCAAAGACUAAAACCCAGAGUCACUCAGAAAGGCCUGUUUUGUGUGUGUGUGUGUGUGUGUGUGUGUGUGUGUUU
This is a messenger RNA of Megalops cyprinoides (Indo-Pacific tarpon), 3511 nucleotides long. RefSeq names its product leucine-rich repeat containing G protein-coupled receptor 4 (gene lgr4). The record is from RefSeq and is a predicted model, not a curated record. The transcript is spliced from 18 exons. The coding region runs from base 595 to 3447 and encodes 950 amino acids. Gene Ontology annotation, molecular function: protein binding; protein-hormone receptor activity; G protein-coupled receptor activity. Gene Ontology annotation, biological process: G protein-coupled receptor signaling pathway. Lineage: Eukaryota; Metazoa; Chordata; Actinopteri; Elopiformes; Megalopidae. Gene Ontology annotation, cellular component: membrane.